AUGGACCAAGCUUAUCCACAGCCCUGGAAGGACAGUGUCGCCUUGGUUGAAGGAGCUCAAGGAGUGAACGUCCAGAAGCAUAGUGCAUGCCAAGUGAAAUGUGUCUGUGUUGGUUCCAUCAAUGUCUCUCAUGCUCACCAUGUUGAUGUUUUGCAGAACGCCGUGAUGUGGCUGUUCAUCACUGUUGCUUAUUUAACGUGCAUCAGUGAAAAGUCAGAUGCAAGCCCCGAGGUGUCCAUGGAUGUUGGUGAAAUUGUCCGCUACCACGGGUACCCCUAUGAGGAGCAUGAAGUGGUGACAGAUGAUGGCUAUUACCUGACCAUUCAGAGGAUUCCUCAUGGCAGAGACAACCCAGGAAGCAUGAGUACCUCCCACGAAGCAGAGGCACAGGGCUCCAGCCUGUUCUGCCCCCCUCCAAAACCCGCAGUACUCCUGCAGCAUGGCCUGGUGUUGGAGGGAAGCAACUGGGUUACCAACUUGCCCAAUGGCAGCCUGGGCUUCAUCCUUGCUGAUGCUGGCUAUGACGUCUGGAUCGGAAACAGUCGGGGUAAUAGCUGGUCACGAAAGCACAGAGAUUUUGAGUUUCACCACCAGGAAUACUCAGCUUACAGCUUUCAUGAGAUGGCCAUGUAUGACCUUCCAGCAACGAUCAACUAUAUUCUGCAGAAAACUGGACAGGAGCAGUUAUACUACGUGGCUUACUCUCAAGGCACCACCACAGGUUUCAUUGCAUUUUCAUCCAUUCCCGAGUUGGAUCGCAAAAUCAAAAUGUUUUUUGCCUUGGCUCCCAUUACGACAAACUCAAAUAUGAAGUCACCCUUGGUAAGGGUGUUUGACCUUCCCGAGAAGCUGGUUAAGCUCAUUUUAGGACACACGGUGGUCUUCGAUAAGGGCGAGGUCUUGAAGCAAGUGAUAUCCGGUCUGUGCAGCUACCCCAUUUUUAAAAGCUUUUGCUCCUUGGUCCUUUAUUUGCCUGGUGGGUUUACCAGCAGCUUAAAUGUGAGCCGCAUAGAUGUCUACCUGUCCCGCUACCCUGAUUCAACAUCACUAAAAAACAUGUUACAUUGGCGCCAGAUCUAUCAAACGGGGGAAUUCAAAUAUUAUGAUUAUGGUAGUGACAACAUGCUUCAUUACAACCAGACCACACCUCCCUUCUAUGAGCUGGAAAAUAUGAAAGCCCCACUUGCUGCAUGGUAUGGUGGCAAGGACUGGAUUUCAGCCCCUGAAGAUGUAAACAUCACGCUGCCUCGUAUAACCAAUCUGAUGUACAAAAAGUACAUUCCUGAAUUUGUCCACUUUGAUUUCCUUUGGGGUAUGCAAGCAUAUGAACAAGUGUACAAAGAAAUGCUUGAACUGAUGGAGAGGAGCACCUAGAGUCAUGUCAGAGCUUCUUUUAUUUGGGGAGGGAAAAUAAAAAAAAAAGUAAAGAAAAAAAGACGGAGAAAAAAGACUCAUUAAACUGCUACGCUUGAUUUGGAUCAAUAUUACUCUCACAAGUGAGGAAAACAAGCCAAUCCAAUGUUUGGGAAAGCACAUAGGAUUUAGGUU
Molecule: messenger RNA, 1548 nt
Organism: Calidris pugnax (ruff)
Lineage: Eukaryota; Metazoa; Chordata; Aves; Charadriiformes; Scolopacidae
Product: putative lysosomal acid lipase/cholesteryl ester hydrolase
Biological process (GO): lipid metabolic process
Molecular function (GO): hydrolase activity, acting on ester bonds
Source: RefSeq, a predicted model, not a curated record